AUGGGCUCCAUUCCGACUCCUGACCCGGUCCGACUGGCCAUCCUCGUUACAGAUGAGCCGCUGCCUAGCGUAUCGGCCAAGCUAGGCCACUUCGACACCAUCUUCACGACACUUCUCAAAAAUGCAUGCGAAAGCCUUGACCCACCACAAACCCUGAAGUCUCAGCUGGCGCUGACUUCGUACAACGUGGUGGCUGAAGACGGUGUGGAUGUCGCUUACCCCGAGCCUGAGGAUGUCGAUGCCGUGCUCAUCACGGGAUCCCGGCAUUCGGCUUACGCGGACGAUGAAUGGAUUGUGAGGCUGACGGCUUUCAUCCGGAGGCUCCUGGAUGAGGGUCGUGUUCGCGUCAUUGGUGUUUGCUUCGGGCACCAGAUCGUUGCUCGCGCCCUUGGUGCACAGGUUGCUCGGUCUCCCGGAGGUUGGGAGCUGUCUGUCACGAAGCUGGAGUUGACAGACGAGGGCAAAGAAGUUUUUGGAUCUGAGAGCCUGAGCAUCUAUCAAACACAUCGCGAUGCAGUUCUCGGCCUGCCUUCUGGUGUCACAUUAUUAGCACACACCAAGCAAUGCCCAAUCCAAGCCCUGUAUGUCCCUCGGAGGUUCAUCACAGUGCAGGGCCACCCUGAGUUCUCCCCUUUCAUGAUGAGCGAGAUGCUACAGAUCCGCCAUCAGGCUGGUAUUAUCCCCGAAGAACCUUUCAAAGACGCAAUGUCAAGGUACUCGGAUGCUCACGAUGGAGUUCUCAUUGGACGAAGCUUUCUCCGCUUCUUAAGAGAGUGA
Colletotrichum scovillei is the source of this 777-nucleotide messenger RNA. Its product is annotated as glutamine amidotransferase class-I. The transcript has 2 exons. Bases 1 to 777 code for a protein of 258 amino acids. Lineage: Eukaryota; Fungi; Ascomycota; Sordariomycetes; Glomerellales; Glomerellaceae. Gene Ontology annotation, cellular component: cytosol; nucleus. The record is from RefSeq and is a predicted model, not a curated record.